This is a messenger RNA of Cololabis saira (Pacific saury), 1658 nucleotides long. RefSeq lists its product as uncharacterized. NCBI's taxonomy places the organism in Eukaryota, Metazoa, Chordata, Actinopteri, Beloniformes, Belonidae. Bases 37 to 735 code for a protein of 232 amino acids. The transcript has 3 exons. The record is from RefSeq and is a predicted model, not a curated record.
AUCAUCCGCCAUCCACACCGUGAGGUGUACUUGCAGAUGGCUCGUCAAACCAGUAAACAAAAGUCUGCUCGCUACAGGCAGCGAAUCAAUGCAGAUCCUGUAGCAAGAGCUGAGUAUCUUGCCAGGAAAAAAGAAAGCUACCAGAGAAGAAAGCAAAAGGGAAACAUUAAAUCCAUUAAGUCCGAUGAACUAUCAAAGAUAAAGAGGAAGAAGCAGAAAGACUCGUGGAAGGCUUCAUCAAAAGGUUACAGGGAGAGGAAAAAAAUUGAACAGCUGAUUCUGAAAAUGACACCACCAUCCUUAGAAAACACUCCUCCAUGCCCUUGGUACGAACCAAUAACUGUAGACCCGACAGCCACUGUACGCCAAGCUGAGAAACCUGAGCCACCUGGGGAACAAGAAGAUGUUCUAACUGAGAACCCUGCAAGCUCUCCACCUGAGCCACCUCGCCAACAAGAAAGUGUCCGAGAUCUAUGUGGAAGAUUUGUGAUAGUUACCUACGAUGAGCUGCCAUAUGUAGGCCAGGUCCUGAAAGUUGUGGAUGAGGAACUGCAGAUCAGCUGUAUGCAACAGUCUGAUGACAAGAACUUGUUCUUGUGGCCAAAAACUCCGGACGUUACUUUCUACCUUAGGAAAGAUGUUCACAGUGUCAUUUCAGAGCCUACGCGAGCUACCUCACGCUUCUCAAAGUUGAUCUGCCAAGACUGGGUAACAUUCAGAAAUUUCUGGGGUUAAAGAAAUGCCUCCAGAUUAAGCCUACAAUGUGCCUAGAGUUUGGAAAAUGCUAAUGUUAUGUUCAAGUGUUAAAUAAAAUAGUAAAGAAAAUGCAAUUUGUUAUGUUGAAGUGUUUAAUGAAAUAGUAUGGAAAAUGCUGAUGUUGAAGUGUUUAAUGAAAUGAAAAAGCAAAAUGCUGAUGUUAUGAUAUUUGUGUCAAAUGAAAUACCGGUAGUAAGGAAAAUGCUGAUGUUAUGUUCAAGUGUUUAAUGAAAUAGUAUGGAAAAUGUUAAUGUUAUGAUGUUUGUGUCAAAUUACAUAGUUAUGCUGAUUCUUUAAUAACAUUUCUUUGAAUUUGUCUCAACUCUUAACUGUCUGCUGUUUCUCAUCAUUUGGGGCGACCACCUGUCAUGUGGGGUAACCGACAAAUGGCCAUUCUGUACCAAAUUCCAAAUUUAAUGUCUAUCAGUUUUGGUUCAAAUAUAAAUCAUUGGUAUAGCAUGCAUAAGUGGAUACUACUUGUACACAUUUUAAAUCAGUUUUAUGAAUUUUAGAGUAAAAAAAUUAUAUGUAAUGGCUUUAUCAGGGUGACACUGCCAUUAUAGAUAAAAUGUAUUUAAAAAUGGUUUUCAAAAAAUGAAAGGACACAUGAGUAUCUUUCUUGAACAGUUAAUUUAAUUACUGAUACUUAUUAAAAUAUAAAUUUUGUUAAGGAAAUUAUUAAUUUUGAGAAUAUUACGGUCGCCCCAAAAGACUUUUUUAAGGUUGUUGCCCUAACCCUGCAUUCACACAUUCAUUCAUACACACAUUAAAAACACUAAAAUACCUUUGUUUGAAGUUUUCACAUACAUGUAUGUGCACACUACAUUCCAAAUGUUUGGAAAAUGGCCAAAUGUAUCUUUAUUUAAAAAAUGGGCCACUCAAAGGCCUUAUAUGUAAUAUAU